Leguminivora glycinivorella is the source of this 1517-nucleotide messenger RNA. RefSeq lists its product as uncharacterized. Lineage: Eukaryota; Metazoa; Arthropoda; Insecta; Lepidoptera; Tortricidae. The record is from RefSeq and is a predicted model, not a curated record. The transcript has 11 exons. Gene Ontology annotation, molecular function: serine-type endopeptidase activity. The coding region runs from base 1 to 1368 and encodes 455 amino acids. Gene Ontology annotation, biological process: proteolysis.
AUGGCCCCAGCAAGGCCAGAGGUUGCAGUAAACGUGAACAAUGUAAAUAUAUCCACUUGCAUGAUAAGGGACUUAUUGAUUUGCCAAGAUGACUUCACGCUGAAGCCACCCGACGGCAUUCUGAAAGAAAACACUUUCACGUGGCUUGCUUACAUACAGUACGUCCAUGUUAUGACGGGCUUACUAAAUCCAAGCAAGGCGCCUCGGGUGGUGAUGAUACAUCGGCAGUUCGUCUUGGGCACCGCAGCAGACUUUUUGCGUCUGCCGAAGAACUACAAAAUAGGUAACAUAGUGUUCGGCGACUACGAGCGAGAUGAGCAAGACUGCCACCUGACGCUGAUGCAACUGAAGUUGGGAGAAAGGUGCCCACGAGCUUACCUCGAAGUCCCGGUCAGCGAAGUCACGGCACACCCGGAGUUCUCUAGAUUUGGAGUCGGAAAUAGUAUGGCCGUUGGUAAACUGAUCCGCCCCGUGCAAUCAGAAUACACUAUUCCAGUUUGUCUGCCAUCAUACGCUGAACGUCAGAGAAAACGCAGAGACAAAAUCGUAAUUUUAAUCGAUUAUAUUAGCACUGUACCAAGAGACUUUGACCAAGAGAGAAUGGGAAAGAAAACAGUCAAAUUAUACACACACAAAGAAUGUCGGCGACAUCGCAAGAAAGCGAAUCUGGGCAGCGAAGGCGCAACCCACGUCCUCUGCACAUCUGGCUGCGGCGUGCGGCCAGGCGCGCCCAUCGUUUCUCACAGCCCAGACGGGGAGUUCGAGCUCAUAGGCCUGUCUGGUGGCUACGCGCCCUGCACCCGCCGUGGCAUGCGUCGGAGACUCAAUGAUGACCCACCUAUCUACAUUGACGUAUUCCCUUAUGUUACCUGGAUUGUGAACAUUGUAGCAGCGCAUGUUAUACCGAAGCCGUAUCCUAGCAAUUUUAAGUUGGUCGAGGGAAAAGCAGGUCUGAGCGUUCACAAAAGCGGGUACCUCCGGAAGAGACGAGAGCAGCAGCAUGGCUGGCGCGCCCGGACCUUCCUGCACGGCAACUUCUGCUACAAGUCCAAGAGGGUUCAGGAGCGGCAAGCGUAUUUCUUCUACUCGGAGAAGUUUGCUGUGCACGCUAAUCCGCCGGCCAAACUACAUAUAGUACUGAAACUAUCAGCAGGAGUUGAGACAACGAUCCUGUGUGCUAGAAUGCAGUUUCCGAACCGACAGGUCAUACCCCAGAUAUCAGGCGUCGGAGGCUACAACAUGACCCUCCAGUUCACCACGGACUGGUUCCCUUACGUGUUCUUCUUCACACUCGGCCUCACGGGCAAGAACACUACGAGAGCCAACUUGAAGGAAUGGAUCAUUGAGCGACACCCUGGCGCGUGGUAAACGGGCCAAACUGUGGAAAAUCGAGUCACCAGAAUGAGGGCCCAUAUACGCUACGCGAGAACUUACAUGCGUACUCAUUACAUUGCGUAUUUGUUUGCUGUGUGUAAUUGUAUGUAAACUCAACAGUCCGCAAUGCAAUUGAAAUCGCA